Messenger RNA from Equus quagga, 5170 nucleotides. It is a transcript of the gene DMGDH, whose product is annotated as dimethylglycine dehydrogenase. Lineage: Eukaryota; Metazoa; Chordata; Mammalia; Perissodactyla; Equidae. Bases 24 to 2621 code for a protein of 865 amino acids. The record is from RefSeq and is a predicted model, not a curated record. Gene Ontology annotation, cellular component: mitochondrion. The transcript has 16 exons. Gene Ontology annotation, molecular function: oxidoreductase activity; protein binding.
UGCGCCCUCGGCUGCGCCUCGCCAUGCUCCGCGCGGGCGCGCAGCGGCUGCGGGGCCUCCCGCUGCCCGGUCUCCCGCUGCCCGGCCUCCUCGGGCGCCCGCGCUCCGCCUGCAGCCGAGGAGAGGAAAACCCACCCUUAUCUGCAGAAACAAGAUGGAAAGACAGAGCGGAAACAGUGAUCAUUGGAGGUGGCUGCGUUGGUGUGAGUCUGGCUUAUCACCUGGCCAAAGCAGGGAUGAAGGAUGUGGUCCUCCUGGAGAAAUUGGAGCUCACCGCUGGAUCCACCUGGCAUGCAGCAGGUUUAACAACUUACUUUCAUCCUGGAAUAAACUUGAAGAAAAUACAUUAUUAUAGCAUCAAACUUUAUGAGAAACUGGAGGAAGAAACUGGACAGGUGGUGGGAUUCCAUCAGCCAGGUAGUAUCAGAAUUGCUACAACUCCUGUAAGGGUCGAUGAAUUUAAAUAUCAGAUGACUCGGACGGGCUGGCAUGCCACGGAACAGUAUAUUAUUGAGCCUGAAAAAAUUCAAGAGAUGUUCCCUUUACUCAACAUGAGUAAGGUUUUAGCUGGACUGUAUAAUCCUGGAGAUGGUCACAUUGAUCCUUACUCUCUAACCAUGGCCCUAGCUGCUGGGGCUAGGAAAUAUGGUGCCCUUUUAAAAUAUCCUGCACCGGUGACUUCUCUGAAACCCAGGUCAGAUGGAACAUGGGAUGUUGAAACACCACAGGGAUCUAUGAGAGCAAAUCGAGUUGUGAAUGCUGCAGGAUUUUGGGCCCGUGAAGUUGGUAAGAUGAUCGGACUAGAACAUCCUCUCAUCCCGGUCCAGCAUCAAUAUCUUGUCACAUCCACUAUACCUGAAGUGAAAGCUUUGAAACGAGAACUCCCUGUGCUCCGUGACCUGGAAGGAUCUUUUUACCUCCGACAGGAAAGGGAUGGGCUUUUGUUUGGUCCAUAUGAAAGUCAGGAGAAAAUGAAAGUUCAGGACUCCUGGGUCACCACUGGAGUCCCUCCAGGUUUUGGAAAGGAACUCUUUGAGUCUGAUCUAGACCGAAUCACGGAACACGUUGAAGCUGCUAUGGAAUUGGUUCCAGUCUUGAAAAAGGCGGACAUCAUCACUAUUGUUAAUGGUCCUAUCACCUACUCUCCUGACAUUCUGCCUAUGGUGGGGCCCCAUCAGGGGGUCAGAAACUACUGGGUGGCUGUAGGCUUUGGAUACGGCAUAGUCCACGCUGGUGGGGUAGGGAAAUAUCUCAGUGACUGGAUCCUACAUGGAGAGCCUCCUUUUGAUCUGAUAGAAUUGGAUCCCAAUCGCUAUGGCAAAUGGACAACAACUGAGUACACUGAGGCCAAAGCAAGAGAGUCAUAUGGAUUCAACAAUAUUGUUGGUUAUCCUAAAGAAGAACGGUUUGCCGGGAGGCCAACUCAGCGAGUCAGUGGCCUUUAUAAAAUUCUGCAGUCUAAGUGUUCCAUGGGGUUCCAUGCGGGCUGGGAGCAGCCACACUGGUUCUACAAACCCGGCCAGGACACUCAGUACAGGCCAAGUUUUCGCCGCACAAACUGGUUUGAGCCUGUGGGCUCUGAGUAUAAACAGGUUAUGCAAAGGGUAGGGGUGAUUGACCUGUCGCCAUUUGGCAAGUUCAACAUCAAAGGCCAGGACUCUAUUAGACUGUUGGACCAUCUCUUUGCAAAUGUCAUUCCAAAGGUGGGUUUUACAAAUAUAAGUCACAUGUUAACACCCAAAGGUCGGGUGUAUGCUGAGUUGACUGUUUCCCAUCAGUCUCCUGGGGAGUUUCUGUUAAUAACUGGUUCUGGAUCAGAACUUCAUGAUCUUAGAUGGAUUGAAGAAGUGGCAGUCAGAGGCGGAUAUGAUGUUGAAAUUAAGAACGUAACCGAUGAGCUUGGAGUCCUUGGAGUUGCAGGGCCACAGGCAAGAAAGGUCCUUCAGAAACUGACCUCUGAAGAUCUUAGUGAUGAUGUCUUCAAGUUUCUUCAAACCAAGUCUUUACAGGUUUCCAACAUUCCUGUCACUGCUAUUAGGAUAUCUUAUACUGGUGAGCUGGGUUGGGAGCUGUACCACAGACGAGAAGAUUCCGCCGCACUUUAUGAUGUUAUCAUGAAUGCGGGCCAGGAAGAGGGAAUUGACAAUUUUGGAACAUAUGCCCUGAAUGCCUUAAGACUGGAGAAAGCUUUCAGAGCCUGGGGGUCAGAGAUGAACUGUGAUACAAAUCCCUUGGAAGCUGGACUGGAAUAUUUUGUAAAGCUAAAUAAGCCAGCAGACUUCAUAGGAAAGCAAGCACUGAAACAGAUUAAAGCCGAGGGGCUGAAACGGAGACUGGUCUGCCUCACCUUGGCAACCGAUGAUGUUGAUCCAGAGGGAAAUGAAAGCAUCUGGUACGAUGGCAAGGUGGUUGGCAACACGACCUCCGGAAGCUACAGUUACAGCAUCCAGAGGAGCCUGGCCUUUGCGUAUGUCCCUGUGGAGCUCGGGAAAGUAGGACAGCAAGUGGAAGUUGAACUCCUCGGCAAAAAUUACCCAGCAGUCGUCAUACAAGAGCCCUUGGUAUUGACAGAACCAACCAGAAACCGGCUUAAGAAAAAAGGUGGGAAGGACAAAAUUUGAAAAAGACCUUCAGCAGGCAACUGACUGACGAUUGCACUGUGCCUGUGCUCGAAAUGACGGUUGAUUCCUGAGGGAGUAUGGGAAAACAAGAAUUCACUUCAAGAUCAUCGAAAUCUAGAUUUAGAAUCGGAAUAAAACCUUUCUCUUAAUUCUUCUCUAAGCAAAAUAGAAUAAUGGAUUAGUGAUUUACAUUGUUCUUUCAAAUGGAGAAAUUUGAAAUGAAUGUUUUUAUUACCCUAUAUUGGUGUUUGUGGAUCUCAAUUGCAAAACUUUUAAGUUUUUGCUAAUACACAAUCAUUAUUACAGCUGAAUUAGAGGAUGUUAUACAAUUUUACGAUCAUAUGCAUAUGGUUCUCGAUAUGUUUUACAUAAAAACAAAUGCAAUAUUGCUGAUGGACUUACUUCACUGAGAAAGAUUAGUCGAAUAGGGGAUAGUUUUAAUUUUUCACAAUAAAUCUAUGAUAAAAACAGGAAAGUUUAAUAUUGAUAUAUAACAUUUUUAUUCAAUUCUCUGAAAUAUUUAUCUUCAGUGGCUUUCCUGAAAGCAGUUUUAUGGGACAUCAUUAUUGUCCUUUCAAAGGUUGUCUUAGGAAAAAAAUAGCAAAAAAGAACAGUCUUCUAAAGGAAGCAGUGGUUGCAAACCUUCUGAAAUGAAGCGGAAACAUAAAUAGAUUGUGCCAGUACAAACACAAUGUGAAUACUGAACACUUCUCUUUGGGAAAGAAUUAAUGCAAGUUGACAUCACGUCAUGCCGUUCCGAGUACCACUUCACAAAGCAUUUGACAAAGCAGGUCAAACAAGAGCUUAAGAGCUGACAGGAUUGCCCUUAGCACUGUGUACAGCAAGAAAAAAAUCCAUUUAGAAAUAAUUCUUUGAUAUACUUCUUGAAAUUAUUAGGGUUUAGUUGAGUGAAUAAAUCAAAUGUUUUGUAAAAGGUAGUUUGUCAUUUAUAAUUUAUGUUAUACAAGCAUUUGUUACACAUUUAUUGAGUUUUUCCUAGGUAUUAAAGCUAAAUGUGAAGCACAAUAAGAUUCUGUAAUUAGAAAACAUUUUAAAAUAAUGUCUUGUAAGUUUUGCAAAGGUGCCAAAUUUACAUUUUAAAUGUUUGAUAAAAGUAAUCACAUAUUAGGACUCUUCAACAUGCCGUUCACUUCUUUUUGGUAUAUCCUUUUACAGGAGAAAAGGGGGAAAUCCUCUUGGUAACAAACCUUUCCUAAUUACCAAGAAUGUACCAGACCCUCCAUCUCCGUUCUGGUAUCAGGUGCUGGUUAAAGCCUUAGGCUGGGGCUCGGAGAUCUCGCUUCUCAUUCUCUGCCUCUCUGUAGCCCCUUGACCUUAGGAUACUUAUUUACCAUCUCUGGAUUCCUCCUCUGCAAAAUAGACUCUUCCAGGUUUUUUUGAUACUAUAAUAACAAGAAGCCAUAAUGAAAGUGCAACAUUGAAUUCAUGUCAUACAGUUAAGAUAGCACUAAAACAUCAAUAAAAAGAAUAGAACAUUUAGAUGAAUAUUAAAUGUUUAAAGAAAUCCUACCCACAGUAUAAAAGAAGUCAACUUCCUGAUUUCCUUGCGAAGUUUCCCUCAUUCCUUCUUUUCUGGUAUACUGGGUGCUAUCAGGUCACCCCAGCCCUCCCACUGCCACCCAGCCAGUGGUCCUGGCCUAGGUACCAGGUUUGGCAUCAGCCAGUCCAUAGGCUGACUGAUGAUCCACAACACCACUUGGCCGCGGGAAGAUGGGCCGAGUUAAUCGGAUUUCCUCCUGUGGGAAUUUGACCUGAGCCAUCAGAGAGUAAACUGAUUCAUACUAAAAAUUGGAGCUGAGAAGACGCAUAGAUGUAAGAGAAGCUUUGAGGCCUUGGGGCGAUGAGAGCUCCUGACGAGGAGAGAGGCUCUGAGGCAGAGACUGAGAGUAAAAGACCAGUUCCUGAAGCUCUCAGUUCCUGAUGGCCCAUCGCCCAGUUCUCAGGUGAAAACUUUGGGAUACUACCGGCUGCUGGAAAGUGGACUCUGCACUGAGGGAGGCCUCAAAGGAAUGAGCUGAGGGUGAGCAUCAGCCGUGAACAGCAAACACCAGCAGGCUUGAAAAGUACCCUAGAGAUGUACAGAGGCCGUGUCUGCAGCUUAGAAAAAAGUGUGCUCAAGAAAGUGGUGGUGAAUGACAGGCACUUUCUUCCCUCGAGCCAGGAAAGCCUCUCAGAGUUGCAAAAGCACUUUGCAUCAACACUUUACAUGAUGUUUAUGGAUUUGGGUUGGAUGUGACUGAUCUGUGUCUUUCUCCUUUUCUACUGAUUGGAAACGUGAGAGGAAAACAAUGUUUAAGUAUGCUGUGUGGAUCAUUAAAUAGCAGACAGAUUAUUCUAGAAUUUUACUGAGAGGAUUUUGUGUAUAUUUGAAUUGAACAAAAAGAAAGGUUGACAUUAUUGGGACUGUGAAAAGAAGAAAGUUUGAGAUACACGAAUGGCAUCCUUUAACCAAGUUCUCAAAAAAGCAGAAAACCAAAAAAUCAAGUUAGCUAAAAACCAAGUUAAUUAUACCCUUCUUCUGAUGAAUC